This is a messenger RNA of Australozyma saopauloensis, 2592 nucleotides long. RefSeq names its product Chs6p (gene CHS6). The record is from RefSeq and is a predicted model, not a curated record. NCBI's taxonomy places the organism in Eukaryota, Fungi, Ascomycota, Pichiomycetes, Serinales, Metschnikowiaceae. Gene Ontology annotation, cellular component: exomer complex. Gene Ontology annotation, molecular function: protein binding. Gene Ontology annotation, biological process: Golgi to plasma membrane transport. The transcript has a single exon. The coding region runs from base 1 to 2592 and encodes 863 amino acids.
AUGGGCUCUUCCUCAAUUGCCCCAGAAAAGAGCGUGCGGCCAGAGCGCUUCCGGCCGGCGCUCAUAACAUGUCCGUGGAUCCGAGAAACGGUGUACGCCCACACCUUCCAGAUCCGACUCAAGCAUCUAGCGACAUAUCCCAACCUACCGUCCCUGGGACCCUCGGAUCUCAUCAAUUGGGGCCGCCAUUAUGGAGAGCGCUCAUCAAAGUUCACCCUGAACGAGUUUGGGGUAGAUGCGGCUCCGGAUGGCCUCAAUAAGGAUGCAGAUGGGUAUGUGGGAUAUUAUCACUUCAGCAACGGCAUUGACUACCUGGGCGGCGUUCUUAGCAUGGAGCAGUAUCUAUUAGGUAGUGUAGGAUUAGUGUAUUCGGAAGGUUUGUAUGUGCGCGGCAGCCAGUGUCUUGUGGGGCUGUCCGGAACCAGUCAGGAGAAACCUAUGAUCUUGACGCUCUGCGCAUACAAUGUGUUUUCGCGGGCGGAGUUGCGGAUGCGGGCGAAUGUUGCGGUGCCGAAGGGAACAAACCCGAGCUUCAAACUGCUGAAACCGGCGAAGGCGCUGGCCCUUCCUGUAGACGUAAGUGUUCUGUUCAGUGUCUACUAUGUGGCCGAACAACGCACAGUAGACUAUACCAAAGCCACGAUUUCGGAGCUACCUCAAAGUUUCUGGGAUGAGCUCGCAGCGCUGUCACUCAUUCGGCUGUUUUUGUGCUCCGAUGAUCCCUCGAAACAGCUCUCUGGAACAGUGAACCUUCCCGAUAUGGUGGUUGACCGCGAAAGCUUGGCGGUCACACUGGCGCUUCUCGUCAAUCUUCUUCCGAAGGGCCAUAUGGCAGGCACUCGCGAGUCAUAUGGGUCUGUGACCUUGGCUGGCCAGGGCCCUGGACUCCUUCUGAAGCUGACCACCUACCGCAAUUAUCUUGUAGACUCGCUUGUGCGGGUGGUCUCGCUCGACUCCUCGGGCAACGUAGCUGAAGACACCAUAUCUCUCAUACAGGCGAUGUUCGGCCACAACUUCGACUAUGUGGUGUGUCAGCUUCUCAAAACUCAGCAUACACGCAACAACACUGCACGAUUCUUGAAUCUUCUCCACGACUUUUUUGCAUUUGAAACGCUGCUGUGUCAGGCAGCAUUACUUCUUACUGAGCAAGCCCGCUUUCUCAUAGGUCAAAACUCCAUAGAUCAAGCCAAGUAUUUAGCUGCUCGCGCCGUUGCAAUCUUACCACUUGAUUUUGACAGUUGGUACCAUCUAGCUCUCUGCUAUGUCUUGGAACGAGACUUUGUGAGGGCCCUUGAUACCAUUAAUUCGUUGUGUGUAGUGAUUGGUCCUAGUGUUGGCAAGCCUUUUGACGUCAACGGCACCCCUGAUACUUACGCCUCUCGCUUUGUUGAACAUAGCGCCCGCGGCAAGGGUAUCGAUUUGCGUACUUUCGAGAAUUAUUUCAGACCACCUGUGGACGAGAAAAAUGUUGAAAUUGCCUCGAUGGAUCACAUAUGGCACCGGACCUUUCAAUAUGAUCUGAGUAAACGGAGACCCAUCACGGGACUGUUUUAUACUUCGGCGCUCGAUUUGGCCUCGCCCAAAGAAGCCUCAGUGGUCAGUUACGAAGUUCAUGAGGUUUUAGGUCCAAAUAGUACUAAACUCGCCACUGCAGCCAAAUCUGCGAAACAGCAGCGAGCAUCUGUUCUUGACUUUGAACGGCGCUCGACUUGGGGCCGCGUCUAUGACCUUUUGACCACUCUUGUAGCUCUUAUUGGGUGGGAGAACUUGGCGGAAUCCCAUUACCGUGCUUUUACCAGCCAAACACAAGAUACAAAGAAUUACGUGGUUGAUCAUGGAAGUGAGAACAAAAAGCCGAUAUCACCCUGGUUCCAACAACUCUUCACUGUCGUUUAUGAAGAUUUAAAAGCUAUGGCAUCACUCAACGGAGCUGAGCACAGAUCUGUUCUUGCGUGGGAGAUGACGGGCUUUUUAGGAUGGGGUUGCAAAUUCAAUCUUCGAGAGACGAUUUCGGCGCUCAUAACCAGCUCUUCCACUGCUACCGAAGGUCACUUUCACUAUUUCUCAACAGUGAAGCUAUUGGAAAUCUACAAUGAGUUUGUCUUAAGCGACAUUACAAGUUCGGCACUUGAUACAUACUCCAGUGCUUACGACGGAUGCAAUUAUACCAACAAGCUUAUCGUGAAGUACUUCUCGCCACAGGUGUACCAAGAGUUUGUACGACUGUUGGGGAUGGGCAACUUUACCUUAGAGAACGUGCUCAUGCACUUGGUUAAAUUGUGCAGCUGGAAUGUGCGGUGGUACGGCUACAUGCCACCUUACAUUGUAGUGGAAACCUUGCAGAAGCUCUGUAUAAAAUUCGAGAUUGCCGUAGUGAGAGAGACAUUGAGGAUAAUGUUCGUCAAGUACCACAAGGGUAAAGAAAAACAGAGCGGAGCGUUUACAUUAAAAGAGAUGUUUGCCCCUCCAAAACAAAAUGAGGGCGCAAAGUACGAAUUUGAAAGUGGCGAUACGAUUCCUAAAUACAUGGAGCUGUUAAUCGACUGGGUUGAGGAGAUGAGCGAUCAUGAGCGAAGCAUGGCGCAGAAUUAA